AGUUUUGGGGAGUGCAUAUAAUCAACAUAAUAUUGAAGGUGCUUAGAUAUUGAUCCUGUAUUUCGAGGUAGUUCAAAUUCACCUAUCUUGGCCCUUCGGCUUUGACCUUAAUUUUGCUCGGUGGAGAAUUAUUGACGCGUAAAAUGCCGAAGAGAAAGUCCCCAGAGGCUCCUGAGGGCAAGGAGGCCCCCAAAGUCACAAAACAGCCCACCAGAAGGUCAGAGAGAUUGUCAGCGAGACCUGCUCCACCCAAGCCCGAGGCCAAGCCUAAGAAGGCCAUCGUCAAGAAGGUGGCAGAUGAUAAGGGGGCAAAGGCAAAGAAAGGUGGCGCCAAGGGGAAGAAGGAAGACGGUCCUGCCCAAAAUGGAGAGACCAAGGCCAAUGAGGUAACUGAAGCAGCAGAAGAGGCGACCGAGGAGAAGGCAUAAAGGCACGGGCGCGUUCACCGACUCGUCCCCUCUGACUCCAUGGCAGCAAAGCAUCUUUUUUUACUGACGAUUUUGUACCAUGCUGAAUUUUUUUUAGACUUGUGAUAGUAGAGAUGGACAACCAGCAGCCCCGCCUCCCAUAUCUUCAUACCCCCCCCUUUGUUUUUUGUUGCUCCAUUCUCCUCCUCCCUCCAUUCUGUAUUUCUAUACUGUAUGCCUCUUAGAAGCAGAAAGGCAGAAUGAAGUGGUUUCAUCCGACAGCUGCAGAUGUUCUUUGUUUUGCCUGACAGGCGGCCGUAAACGUGACUAUUUUUGAUCUUUAAGCCAGCUCUGCCUUUGUAGUUACUCUUCUCUAUAAAACAUCACUACUGGCACUCUGCUUGUAAUGUACCAUAAUGUAACCCCUGAUGGCUAAGGUGAGUGUUUGUGGAUGCGUACCAACAGUUUGGAUGCAGAGCUGCAAGAAGCCAGUUCCACAGUCACCGUGGAGAACAUCUGCAGCUUUUUAAAACAUCUUAGUUUUUAGUCGCCACCACUGUGUUUCACAUAGCUCCUUUUGUAUGUGUAAACUGGAGUGAAUGUGUUUGUGAGUCUCUGUGCUUGAUUUUGUUUCCUCCCCUUUCCUUUCCUUUCUUUCCUCUUUUUUUUUUUUCUCUCCCCUGAAUGCCUUGUCCAGCAGCAGAGUGACAUAGCAAUAAUGAGUGGUGCUUCUGUUCUAGACGGCUCUAUUGGCUUUGGAUCCUCUGGGCUUCUCUGAGUUUCAUCCUGUUGGGAGAAUAUUUUGAAAUAAAAGUAAAAGUUGAUGUC
Archocentrus centrarchus (flier cichlid) is the source of this 1235-nucleotide messenger RNA. RefSeq names its product high mobility group nucleosomal binding domain 3 (gene hmgn3). Gene Ontology annotation, molecular function: nucleosomal DNA binding. The record is from RefSeq and is a predicted model, not a curated record. The transcript has 6 exons. Gene Ontology annotation, cellular component: nucleus; chromatin. Lineage: Eukaryota; Metazoa; Chordata; Actinopteri; Cichliformes; Cichlidae. The coding region runs from base 144 to 428 and encodes 94 amino acids. Gene Ontology annotation, biological process: chromatin organization.